Messenger RNA from Durio zibethinus, 823 nucleotides. RefSeq names its product large ribosomal subunit protein eL22z-like. The record is from RefSeq and is a predicted model, not a curated record. Gene Ontology annotation, biological process: cytoplasmic translation. Lineage: Eukaryota; Viridiplantae; Streptophyta; Magnoliopsida; Malvales; Malvaceae. Gene Ontology annotation, molecular function: RNA binding; structural constituent of ribosome. Gene Ontology annotation, cellular component: ribosome.
UUUUUCUUCACUUUCUAUUAUUCAUUUUAGCCCAAACCCAGACAACUAAAAGCCCAAAACGGAACCCUAAAAAAUAACCCUGAAAACCCUAGAGUUUCCGAUCGACAUACUUGAUACCCUGCGCGGUCCAAAACAUUUGUAACUUCGCCAUUUUAUAUCUUAAAGAACGCAGCGGCGGCCAAGUGAGUUGGUGCGAAGAUGAGUCGUGGGGCAGCAGCAGGACCCAAGGGGAAGAAGAAGGGAGCUUCCUUUACCAUCGACUGUGCUAAGCCAGUUGAAGAUAAGAUCAUGGACAUCGCCUCACUAGAAAAGUUCCUCCAGGAAAAGAUCAAGGUCGGUGGCAAGGCUGGUGCUCUUGGCGAAUCUGUCGUUGUCACCCGCGACAAGACGAGGAUCAACGUCUCCUCUGACUCCAACUUCUCCAAGCGGUAUCUUAAGUACUUGACUAAGAAGUACUUGAAGAAGCACAAUGUCCGGGAUUGGCUUCGGGUGAUUGCUUCCAACAAGGACCGUACUGUUUAUGAACUCCGCUACUUCAAUAUUGCCGAGAAUGAGGGGGAGGAGGAAGAAUGAAGACAGUUCAGUUUUUUCUCUAGUUACCUAUCUGGUUUGUUAGUUCUUGAUAACGUGGUUUUUCUAUUUCAGGUGUCAAAUCUUCGCGCUUGUUUUGUUUUGUUUUAUUACCUUUAUUCUAUUUUCAAUGAAAUUUUGGUUGUUGAGGGUAAAAUUGCCCCUGUAUAUGAGAUGCUAUCAAAAGAUGCAUAUUUCUUUCGUGAGUUGAUUAUAAGAGCUCUUAAGUGAUCUUCUACCUUGCUAUUUCUAA